Messenger RNA from Leptidea sinapis, 3936 nucleotides. RefSeq names its product transmembrane protein 185A. The record is from RefSeq and is a predicted model, not a curated record. Lineage: Eukaryota; Metazoa; Arthropoda; Insecta; Lepidoptera; Pieridae. Bases 242 to 1324 code for a protein of 360 amino acids. The transcript is spliced from 7 exons.
UGAUAAUAUUACGUCCUUCUUCUAGUUUAUAUCAUUUGUUUAUAUGUAAUGGUUAUUGAAUAUAAAUGUUUACUUAGUCCAAUCUGCAUUCAUCGCUGUCUUAUACGAAUUUAUGAAGAAAAUUUUAACGUUGUAUUUUUUAUGCAUACGAGUGGACCUUCGCCCAAACUAAACUAAUUUGCCACGAAAGUGAAAUGUUGUAGAUUAAUAUUACAGUCAUUUGUAAAAUCGUUGUGCGUAUAUGUGUAUGGAAAUGAAUUUACAAACGUUAUUUCAGGACUUUAAUCCAAGUAAGUUCGUUGUGCAUACCUGUUUAUUCGUAUUUACGGCGUUGUUGGCUCUCAAAUUAGACAAAACCAUAUCAUGGUCAUAUUUUGCCGUCUUCACUCCAAUAUGGAUAUGGAAAUUCCUGGUGGUACUUGGUGCUACUGUGGGUACCUAUGUAUGGUGGAAAUAUCCUCAUUUCAGAUUGGAGGGUGAAGCCUAUAUUCAUUACAAAGCAAUGUUAAUAAGUCUUGCCAUUCAUUUAAUACUAUUAAUGUUUGAGUUGCUGGUGUGUGACCAGUUGACUACAUAUGGUCAUGUAUGGAUACUUAUUUUCAUACCACUCAUUUUUAUAAGCAUAGUUUCUAUUGCAAUAUGUAUAUGGUGUGUUAAACAUGAUCGCAGCUAUGAGCUGGAGUUAUUUUGUGCUGUUAAUAUACUGCAGUUUAUAUUCCUGGCCUUAAAACUUGAUGGGAUUAUACUUUGGUCAUGGGAAGUUGUGUUCGUGCCCCUUUGGAUACUGAUGUGUCUGAGCUUAGUAGGUGUAUUGUAUAGUAUAAUAUUCGCAGGGAUCUUGCUGAGAACUCCAGAAGUAAAUAUACAACAACGUCGGACCAGCCUCAACUCUGCACUGGCCUACACCUUCACCGUUGUGCCCGUUUUGGCGUUUCAGGUUCUUAUCACCAACAAGUUGGACGGCGAUAAAUCUUUACCAUACAUAGUGGUAGUGAGUCCCCUCUUCGUCACCUUCGCCACUCUUAUUAUUAUGUCAUUUAGCUCCAAAGGAGGUAAUAGAUGGUGGUUCGGUAUCAGGAAAGACUUCUGCCAGUUCCUCCUAUCAGUAUUUCCAUUGCUGCAAGAGUAUGCCAACAUUGCAUACAACAACAACGGCAACCGAGGAUCCUCAGGCAUCCCAACGGAACCGCCUGUCAACCAGGAACCAUACAGGGACGAAGCUCAGAGAAAAGUCAAGGAUGGUAAGAAGUCGUUGAAAAACCAAAAGAAAAAUGAAGCGAUGAAGCCUGUUAUGCCGCUCACAUGUAUCGACAUGCCUGAUUGAUGCGACGCGCGCAGCGACCGAUGUUGAACGAGCUCUUUGAAGAAGCAAUAAGGUGAUUAUUGUUUAGUUAUCAUUGUUAUGUUUUAAUCCUAUUUAAGUGAAUAGCUCUUACGCUUUAUGGUACAAAGUAGGCUUAUGAUCAGUUCAAGGUCACACUAUUGUUGUCUUGAGUAAUUUAAAUAUGUGAAGAGCGCACUGUAUGCAUAUCUUGAGCAAUACAAAUAGGGUGGAACGAAUGGUGGUUAAAUAUUACAUUCAAAAUAUGUUUCAGUAUAUCCGUUCAGCAUUCUUAUUGGAUGAGGUACUCACAUAUAUGUAUAUAGAUAAAAUUGUUUAAGAUUUUUUUUUAAUUAGUAUUUAAAAUUAACUUUUUAUGAGUUAUUACAGUGCUUUUAGAGUAAUAAAAUGAAAUCCAUUAUUUUUAAGCUUGCUCGAGAAAAUCCUUUGAUAAAGUUUUAAUUUAAUUUUGAAUUUUGAAAAUAAAAAAUGUAAAAAUCUAAGAGAAAUUUUAAUAGUUGUAGCAUUUUAAAGUAUAAAACAAUAGAAUAAGAAUAAAAUCAUGUAUAUUUAUAUAAUCUACAAAUAUAAUAAAUAUUAUUUACCCAAAACAUCCCAUUUAUUGUAAUCGCGAAAAUGAAAAAAUUGUGUUUUUAAAUUUUCUUAUUGGGUGUGUUGGUUUGAGCUGAUGGCCUCAAGUAACAAAUGCUCUAUAUAAAUAAUAUGAUUAUAAAAUUUAAUUGUUUUAUAACAUAGGCAUGAGUACAUAAAUUGAAUUAUAAAAAAAUACUGAAAACAUAAAAUAUAUCCACAAGGUCCAACUACCGACCUACAGAGGGUUCACUAUUCAGCUGUAAGUGAUACAGUGAGACAAGUAGAGACGAAGUGAUUGUGCACCCAGUACUUUAUUUUAAUAUUAAUAGAUCAAAUGUGCAGUUGCUAUAUCUUCAUAGUGUCACUCUUUGAUAUGUGCAUUAAUUCAUCAUGUUUGGCUUCCUGUUUGGGUAACCAAUUAUAGGGUGGUUUUAAUAAAUCAAUUCUUACAUGCCCUUAACAGUGAACAGUGGUUCUAAAACAAUAAAGAUUAUUAGGGCCCCAUGCUCUUUCGUUGAUAGUUGACAUUAAAACUACAUAGAAGAGUUGUAUGUGGGUUUAAAUACAGACACGAGUUGUUGUCCGGUUCACUAACUUGUUCGGAUAUCAUUUUUAAUUAGAUGGAAUAUAAUUAUAACACUAAACAUUAACUUAUAUCAAAUAAGUCGAGAGUGAGAUUAACUAAAAAGUCCAGACUUUUAUCAAAAUCAGGCUCCUUUUCAUGACUUUUCAAGUUAUUCAAUGGUAACCCUAGUCUUUAUAUUAUAUCCAGUCAUAUUACUGAACUCAAAUAGUGGUCUACUAUAAUAAUAUUAAACACCUGUGGACUAUGGUGCUGGAAAUUUUGCUGGAAGCUUUAACAUAAGUGUUACACUUGUCCGUAGUGCACCAAUGAUCUAUUGCCCCUAGAAGACCAACGGUAUUAUUACAAAAAAAUAAUUUAAACAUGGCUUAAACACGUGUUUUGCUAGACAGUGAGCCAAAUAUAAAACCUUGUCAGUGACCUACCAAUAACGAUCUCUAAAAUGAAGUUUAAUUUUUUCUAUUACAAAACAGUGUUUAGCUUGCGUUUAACUAAAACGUCUAUAGUAACAACAUAAACUGAAGUGAACAGGAAAAAUUAAAGAAAAUUUAUGUCAGCUGUCAUCUGUCUGUCAUCAUAUAGACAAUCUUCGACUCGUGUUUAAAUAUAAGCAAUGUCUAAAGAUUGUGGAAUGCAAUGCUGAACAACAGAAAGACACAGAUUUGUAAUAGAACUUUUUUAAAACAAGUGUUCAACACAUGUUUAACUUUUUUGUAAUAACACAUUAAGUGUUUGAUUUUAUGGUAAUGUUUAUUUUUAUCUGGCAAAUAUGAUGUCAUGUAUUAUUGGGGGUAUACGGCGGGUAGUGCGAAUUUUCUAGAUUGAGGCUAAAAUUUAAUAAGUAAAGCAAAUAUGAAUCGAAAAUUUAUUUUAUUAUGUUAAAAUCGCAAUAAUUCUUGUUACCAGUGGUGAAUGUGAAAUCAUGUACCUAAUUGUUUUUUACUCAUUCGUGUAAAAAUGAAAUGAAAUUAGAAUAUAAGUAGAUGAUAAAUUGUGUUAAUAUUAUCGUAGCGAAAUUUAAGCUUUAAAUAUGAUUACUUCCACUCGGUCAUACGCGUAGACCCCGGCAAGGAUCUUGAGCGGUUAAUGAAAUUAAUGCGCACCUAAUUAAUGUCAUAAUGACGUCGAGACUUUACAAAUUAAUAAAAAUCAUAAUUGACAUUCCUGUAAUCUAAAUCUUAGAAUACUUGUUUUUUUUUAUUGAGGUAGGUGGUACUUACCUCGUUUCAUUAAGGUACACUAAGAUAAUUUAUACGUCUAGAUAGAGUCUUGCUGUUAGACAACCGAUAAAAACAGGCCAGGAAUAUUUUUUUAUGACAAUAAGGGACGAGACGAGCAGGUCAUUCAGCUGAAGGUAAUUGAUACGCCCUGCCCAUUACAAUGCAGUGCUGCUCGGGAUUCUUGAAAACCCCAAAAACUACAAUUGCGCUCGCCACCC